This is a messenger RNA of Caenorhabditis briggsae, 1182 nucleotides long. Gene Ontology annotation, biological process: autophagy. The record is from RefSeq and is a predicted model, not a curated record. Bases 1 to 1182 code for a protein of 393 amino acids. The transcript has a single exon. NCBI's taxonomy places the organism in Eukaryota, Metazoa, Nematoda, Chromadorea, Rhabditida, Rhabditidae.
AUGGCGCCACCGACUCCAUUCAAAGCAAGGUAUGAUCCGGAGCUCAAGAAGCAUGUCGUCGAAGUUCGUUCUAAGGAUACCGGAGAGAUCAUGAAGUUCACCUACAACCUCAAGUUCAAGACUUUCGAAGCUGCCGGUGACCCAAUUCGCGUUUAUGAACGUGACCUUAUUCCAAUCUACCAAAAGGACUGCGAACGUCAUAUCACAAUCUGGUUCUGUCGUAACAACAAGUAUGGUGGAAAGGUGUACAAGUACACGGCACGCGAUAUGACCAACCCAUGGACUCGUGUCCAAUGUCUCUGCUGCGACUUCGUCGAGGCUGACAACAAGGUCGAUCCGGAUGCCCAACUGUUGGCUGGAAUGAAUCUGGAUGAGAUGGUUGAUGACUCCGACUUCAGCUAUCUCUGGAUUCAACCAGUCUUCUCCAAGUUCUGUGAGGUGACUUCGAAGAUGGCGGUUUUCGCUUCCGUCUUCCCUGACGUCUCGCGUCUUGUUGUUUUCAACUUCGACGCUGGCAACCAAAAGUUUGUCAGAUCUAUCUGCGAUGCUGACUGCUGCAUGGAGAUUCGAAACUGGGAUGGCAUUUCUCCAGCUGCCUUCGACUUCGGAUCUCAAGGUCAACACUACUCAAGAACUCAUCGUGACCAAAUGGGACGUCGUUUGAUGGCUCUUGACAUCACCUGGUACAACACCGAGCAUGGGAGAAUCGAGCAUUUCGUUGAUUCGGACGGAGAUAUCGGAAAGUAUGAGUGGAACGAGGCAUGUGAAUGUCAUGACUUGGUUGAACAGUUGGAAGUGAGAACUAUGAGCCAUCGCUAUCCAAGUGAAAUCGAACAUGAGACCGCUGAAGUUUUGUAUGACAAUGAACUUUAUCUUCUGAACACUAAGAACUGUUCUUCUCUUCGUGAUAAGAUCUAUUUCUGCUGGCAUAUCAAUGAUGGAGAGACUCAGAAGUACGUUUUCGAUUCCACCAAUCUCCAAUUUGCUCUUGUAAAAUGCCCAUGCUGUACAUACUCAUACGACGACUUCAAUCCCAUGUCCAAUCCAAUUGCCACGUAUUCAUGUGCCGCGAACAAUACCCAGUCAGCAUCCAUAAGAGUACGAGAAAGGGAACCCUCGAGAACAUUUGAUCACACACAAUCAGGAGCUUAUUGUCAUGAAGCCGUCGCCGAUUCGCAUUGA